Panicum hallii is the source of this 384-nucleotide messenger RNA. RefSeq lists its product as uncharacterized. The transcript has 2 exons. The record is from RefSeq and is a predicted model, not a curated record. NCBI's taxonomy places the organism in Eukaryota, Viridiplantae, Streptophyta, Magnoliopsida, Poales, Poaceae. The coding region runs from base 1 to 384 and encodes 127 amino acids.
AUGGGUUGCUGCAUCCGCGUGUCCGGGCAGGCCGUCGCCAACACGCUGCGCUUCGGAGCAACGGCGGCCUACCUCGCCUUCUGCCGCCGCACGCUCCACCGGCCGGCCGCAGUGCCGGGACGGCGCCCGAAAGAUCUGCUCUCCACGAGCGUCGGCAUGGACCUGCUAGCCCGGGAGCCGCCGGCGCGCGGCAGGGCGCGGGUAGCCCCCGCCGACGACGUCGUCGCAUACUGCGAACAGCCGGAAGCCGCAGGUGGUGGGGCGGCCGCCGGCGUGCCUGCACGCCUCCACAAGCACUGCAUCGACUCCUGGCUGCAGGACCACUCGACCUGCCCGGUCUGCCGGCACAACGUCCACGCGCCGCUGCUGGCGCAGAUGGUGUGA